Messenger RNA from Dentiscutata erythropus, 617 nucleotides. The record is from the annotation of a GenBank genome assembly. Lineage: Eukaryota; Fungi; Glomeromycota; Glomeromycetes; Diversisporales; Gigasporaceae.
AUGGCAUCACAAAACAACGCAACUCCGUCAAUCCCCAAUCAAGCCAUGCCAAAUAACAUUGAUCCCCCAAUAAAUUUUGGCAAAUACAAUUUUUUACUUUCACAACUAACCGAUGAAGAAUUGCAAAUAAUACGAAAUCCACCCUUGACUCUGUCUCUAACUAUUGAAGAGUUUUUUGCUCCUGCAAAGAGACCUACAAAAAAUCCAAACCCACCUCGUUCUUUAAAUAUGUACUUCCUUUGGAGAAGAAACUAUGAUGCAUCACAGCCUACCAAAAGUUGCACUGAACGCUCACGCGAAUCCGGUUUUAUGUGGAGUAGAGCAGGAGAAAGAGUCAAACGUUUCUUCCAAAUUUUAGCAAAACUUCAUAAGCUAUAUCAUGAACUUAAAUAUCCCGAGUAUAGAUAUAACCCAAAGAGAAAUGCCUGUUCUAAAGUUAACACGAAAUUGGACCUUACACCUGCCAACUAUGAUAAUGAAAUUCAGGAGAGCUUAAUGAAGCAUCUUGAUUCAGAAGGUCUUCAUCUUGAUAUCAAUGAUGGUCAUGAAGUCUGGGAACAUUUUGUGAAGCAUCUUGAUCCUGAAUACUUAUUGGAACUUAUUAAUCGCAUACGAAG